AGGACGCCUCCAAUCCCCGCGGGCGCCACGCCCGCCGCGCCGGCGGCGGCGCGGGGAAUAAGUAGAGAGCGCCGGGCCGCAGAGGUAAAGCGCGGACCCGGGCAGCGCGUCGCAGGGCCACCGUUUGUACGCAGGGCCUGGGCAGCCGCACGACCGAGCGACCAUGGACCCGCCGCGGGGCAUCGGCACCUUCGUGGUGUGGGACUACGUGGUGUUCGCCGGGAUGCUGCUCAUCUCGGCUGCCAUUGGCAUCUACUACGCCUUCGCCGGGGGUGGCCAGCAGACCUCCAAGGACUUCUUGAUGGGCGGCCGCAGAAUGACUGCCGUGCCGGUGGCGCUGUCCCUCACCGCCAGCUUCAUGUCGGCAGUCACCGUCCUGGGCACCCCCACGGAGGUGUACCGUUUUGGGGCCAUAUUCAGCAUCUUUGCCAUCACUUACUUCUUUGUGGUGGCCAUCAGCGCGGAGGUCUUCCUGCCGGUGUUCUACAAACUGGGAAUUACCAGCACCUACGAGUAUUUAGAGCUCCGGUUUAACAAAUGUGUCCGUCUCUGUGGAACAGUCCUCUUCAUUGUUCAAACAAUUUUGUAUACUGGAAUUGUUAUUUAUGCUCCUGCCCUGGCUUUGAAUCAAGUCACAGGAUUUGAUCUGUGGGGUGCGGUAGUGGCAACAGGGGUGGUCUGUACAUUCUACUGCACACUGGGUGGUCUUAAAGCAGUUAUCUGGACAGAUGUUUUUCAAGUUGGGAUCAUGGUGGCUGGAUUUGCAUCUGUGAUUAUACAGGCUGUAGUGAUUCAAGGUGGAAUCAGCAAUAUUCUAAAUGAUUGCUAUAAUGGUGGAAGAUUAAACUUCUGGAAUUUUGAUCCAAAUCCUUUGCAAAGACAUACAUUCUGGACAAUUAUUAUAGGAGGGACCUUCACAUGGACUAGCAUCUAUGGUGUCAACCAAUCCCAAGUACAGAGAUAUAUUUCCUGUAAAAGCAGGUUCCAGGCAAAAAUGUCUCUCUACAUCAAUCUUCUGGGACUCUGGGCAAUCCUUGUCUGCUCAGUGUUAUGUGGGCUUGCCCUGUAUUCCAGGUACCAUGACUGUGAUCCUUGGACAGCCAAGAAAGUAUCUGCACCAGACCAGCUCAUGCCUUAUUUGGUGCUGGACAUUCUGCAAGAUUUUCCGGGACUUCCUGGACUUUUUGUGGCCUGUGCUUAUAGUGGAACAUUAAGCACAGUGUCCUCCAGUAUUAAUGCUUUAGCAGCAGUAACUGUGGAAGAUCUAAUUAAACCUCACUUCAGAUCGCUCUCAGAAAGGUCUCUCUCUUGGAUUUCCCAAGGAAUGAGUGUGCUCUUUGGAGUUCUCUGCAUUGGAAUGGCUGCACUGGCAUCACUAAUGGGAGCUUUGUUGCAGGCAGCACUCAGCAUAUUUGGCAUGGUUGGUGGACCACUUCUGGGCUUGUUUGCUUUGGGCAUUUUGGUUCCCUUUGCUAACUCAAUUGGAGCAAUUGUUGGUUUGAUGGCUGGAUUUGCUGUUUCUCUGUGGGUUGGGAUUGGAGCUCAACUUUAUCCUCCACUGCCCGAGAGAACGAUGCCACUAAUCCUUGAAACCUAUGGCUGUAACAGCACACACAAUGUGACAAAUUGGAUGACAACCACAGAAAUGCCAUUUUCUACUAGUGCUUUUCAAGCACACAGUGUGGAAAGGACUCCACUGAUGGAUAACUGGUAUUCUUUAUCAUAUCUAUACUUCAGCACUCUUGGAACUUUGGUAACGGUAUUCAUUGGAAUGCUAAUCAGUUUACCAACAGGAGGAAGGAAACAAAACUUAGACCGCAGAUUCCUAUUAACCAAAGAGGACUUUUUAUCCAAUUUUGACAUUUUUAAGAAAAAGGAGCAUAUUUUAAGCUAUAAAUCUCACCCGGUAGAAGAUGGUGGAACUGAUAAUCCUGCCUUCAACCAUAUUGAAUUGAACUUCCCAGAUCAAAGUGGCAAGAUGAGUGGGACUCGUUUGUGAAGCAUCUGUGAUACUAAAUGAUCUUAAACAGUGACUCAGUUACAUAUGUUUCCUAAGAUAAUUGGACCAGAUUUGGAUUUCUUUUUGGGGGGAGGGUUUGAUAAUGAGUGAAGUUUUGGGGGAAACUUUGGGGGUAAAAUUUUGUUGAAGCAAAGUACUGACUCUUCACUUACUAUAUUCAUUAACUGGUGCUACUCUGGAGUUAAGAAUUUCAGCAUCAGCAUUUUUCUUUAUUUCUUUUUUAUUUUAAUGAAGAUGUCAUUGUGAAAGUUAUGACCAUAUAUUGCUAAAGGAUUAAUAUACACAUAUACACACAUACUUGAUGGUCAAAAAAGAGUAUUUUAAAUUUGGGCAUUAUUAAAAAUAUUUUCCAUGCAUUUGUUGCUAGCAUAUAAGUUUUGGGGUUUCCCAAAAUCAGAUAUAAUACUGAAAAGACCUUUUGUCUUUCUAUAACAUACUGUAUUUUUAGGAAACAGUGAGGUGACAAAUCCAUGUUGUCUAGAUCUUUGCUUCUCACUGAUCCGUAUCAGCCCUAUCAGGGAGCUUAUUAUUAUCUGGAACCAAUUCUGGCUCAGGAAGGUGAUAAUCAAGAAGCAUCCUGUUUGGGAGAGAACAUGUGCCCAGUGAUCAAGGGCUUUUUGGUUCUACUUAUCUAUUCUUGUGCCUUUUUGCUAAUUAUCUACAACUCCUGGCCAUUGGCUGUUUAUAUUGCCUUACACCCCAGUUCUUAUAUGCAAUCCCAAUUUCUGACCCAUCAGCUCAGAUUUUGUUGUACACUUUACUUUUCUUCUCUUCCAAGUUUUCAAUAUACUAUGUUACCUUGGACUUAUAUAUGUCUUGAAACACCCAAUGUGAAUCAUGCUACCCCAGAUUCUGGUUUACGAAGUCACAGACUAUAAAUUAGAAAUCCUAUGAACCUGAUACUGACUAAAGUAUUUACAACAUAAGUACUUAUGGAUUUGGUCACCCAAGAACAUUUACAUGAUUAAAAUGGUUAAGUUCCAUGGAAUUGCAUAGUUAUGUUGAAUGAUACUAAUUUGAAUUUAAGGGUACAUACAUAUGCUUAGAAGUCUUAGAAGUGUAUUCACCCAUUUAAAGAGUAAACACACUACUUUUUUUUAAUGUUCUGAAUUACCAACUAUAUGCUUUGUUUCAUGCUUUAAAAUUUCAAGUAGAAAUCUCAAAGUUUAUUUUGUUUAUCUUGCUACAUUUCCAGCUAAGGGUUUGGUCACAGACUUUUAUUAAUAACAUUUUUUUCUACAGGUCUUGCAUUAGAUACUGUUUGGAAAUGUGUUUCUUUUGUUUGUUUGUUUGCCUUACAAUAUUUUAAAAUAAUAUGAGAAACAUUUAGGUAUAUUAAAUAGAUUUUAGAAUUAAACACUUUUUUGUUUAUUUUCUGAUAUUUAGGUAAGUAUGCUCUGUACUUUUAAAGGUUGCCAACUGAAAACAUGAAGCAAUAAAAAAAUAGGAAGUAGCAUUUAUCUAAAGAAAGAUUUAUGUAACAUUUAAAUUAAUGAUGUGUUAAUAUAUUUCAUAUGUGUAUAGAUGUUAUUUUUUUAAUCAAUAUGUUUGUAAGCAUAUAUCAUCAUACUUUGUAAAUCUUUCUACAAUUUUUAAUGAGUAGGAAGAUAUCAUCUUAUUUGUUUCAUGCAAGUAUGAUUUGAACUAUUGUUAUUUAUUUAGUAAGUGUAAAUGCACAUGGGUGUAGAAUGCUUCAGUUUUGGAAAUCAAAGUCCAGUUAUAUAAAUUUUUCCUUAUCUAACUACAAAGAUUAUGCCACGUGUUCUUAAUGAUAUGAUACUUCUAUUCUUGUGCACUUUAUUUAACCAAAUACAUCUUUGUGACUUUGGGAACUGUUGGUAUUUUACCUUUAUGAACACAUAAGAGUGCCAGACCGCAUUCUUAAGAAAUCAAAUUGCUGUUAUUAAUUAUGAAAAAAUCAUUUAUCUUAUCUGAAUCUUUGGAUAAAACCACAAAGAAGUAAAACAUUAAUAUAUCAUAGUGUGAAAGAAAUAAUCUAAUGUUCUUAAUUAUUUCUGAAUCACAACAGUCCCAACAGCAGGGAAAAGCAACAUAAGUAGUCUAUUUUCAUUUUGUCAUUGACAGAUUAUAUGACCUUGAAUUUAUCCUUAAUCUCCUCUAAUGAUGGAACUCUAAACACUUAACUACCUCACAGAAAUAAUGUGAGUAUAAAAGAUUAGAUAGCACUUUAUUAGCUCAAAUAGUAUUACUUAAAAUUUUAAUAUGAUUGGAAAUAAAAAUUUGAGACAAAGGUCACUUGUUUAAAAAAAAAGACAAAUUGUUUAGAAUUUGCAAUGUAAUGAUGUGGCUAUAGUCCCAUCUCUAAAAAAUAUGUGCUGUAGAAAAACUGAAUUAUAUUUAGGAAUCAGCAGGAUUAUUCAGAGAGAAUGGAAACUUUAUUUUUAAAAAAAGCACCCAAUCAUAUUCACUCCGUAGAGAAAUGGCCAAUCAUAUUCACUCCAUAGAGAAAUGAAACUUUUACAUGUAGGAUAUAAAUGUAUAUGCAUCUAUUUGAUUGCUUAUGCAUUAAUUUUUUCUCUAGACCAGUGGUUCUAAUGGGGGCAGUUUUACACCUGCAUUUGGACAUUUGGAAAUAUCUGGAUACAUUUUUGGUGGUCACAGUGGUGAUGAGGUGCUACAGCAUCUAGUGGAUAGAAUUUAGGGUUACUACUAAAUAUCCUGUGAUACAUAAGACAACCCCUCUUCACAACAAAAAAUGAUCCUACCCCAAGUAUUAAUAGUGUUGAGUUCAAGAAACCCUGCCCUAGAGGUUAGGGUUGCAAUCUUGAUUUUCCUGAAGUCACACAUGCUGGUUUUAUUCCUUUAGGGAAAUUGCCUUGACUCUUCUAUCUGAUCAUUCUCAUCUACAGGGGAGGAUUAAAGUGUCACUGGCAUACACAAUGUUAGGAUACAGGAUAAUAACCAUAUAUUUUUAUAGUAUUUUGAAAAUAUUAAGAAUAUAAAAUGUGAAUAAUUAUGAAAACAACUUUUAUGAAGGUUUCAUUUUGCAAUGAUUUCCAACAUUAACAUACAUUAGGAUGAAGGAAAUAUUAAAUACAUGAAUAUGAAGAUUUCAUAAUUUUGCUUUACCUGUGAAUAUCCCAGAAAGUAGUUUAUUUGUUAACAACUUAUCCAUGAUAUACACACAAAGGACAGGGAUAAGGUUAAGAUCAGGAGAAUGACUCACUGUGUCAAUUCUUAUAGAAAAUUCUUAGUUUUUCCCAAUAAUAGUUGUUGAUACAGAGUCAACUGAGUGCAUGCAGUUACUGACAAUUCACCACAUAAUUUAGUUACUGUAAAAUUUACUUUUAUAUUUAAGUUAUUUGCCCAUUGUAAAAAAAUCUUGAGGGAAUUGAACAUUAUAAUGUAAAACAAGUUUGCAUUUCUGAUUUUUCAGCUUGCUGAUUAAACUCUCCACAAGUGUCUUUACAGUUGUCUGUUCUUGGGGAAGAAAAUGUCAAAAUGAAUAUAAUUAAGUUUAUCAGCUUUUACAGAGAAUUAUUUCCACUCUACCACAAAAGGACUCUUUCUGUAUACUACAUUCAGAUUAUAAAAGAAUAAGCAAAUAAACAUGCAGAACUUUUGUUGCUGAAGAAUAUUUUAUGCAUUGAGUAAUUAACACUGUAUUUGAAAAUAAAAAAUCACGUCUUCAGUC
This is a messenger RNA of Mustela erminea (ermine), 5675 nucleotides long. It is a transcript of the gene SLC5A8, whose product is annotated as solute carrier family 5 member 8. Gene Ontology annotation, biological process: sodium ion transport; propanoate transmembrane transport. Gene Ontology annotation, molecular function: organic acid:sodium symporter activity. The transcript is spliced from 15 exons. Gene Ontology annotation, cellular component: membrane. NCBI's taxonomy places the organism in Eukaryota, Metazoa, Chordata, Mammalia, Carnivora, Mustelidae. Bases 164 to 1999 code for a protein of 611 amino acids. The record is from RefSeq and is a predicted model, not a curated record.